Messenger RNA from Chironomus riparius, 378 nucleotides. The record is from the annotation of a GenBank genome assembly. NCBI's taxonomy places the organism in Eukaryota, Metazoa, Arthropoda, Insecta, Diptera, Chironomidae.
AUGAAAUUCAUCGCUGUUGCCUUAUUCGCCGUCAUUGGCCUUACUGCUGCUCUCCCCGCUGUCGACCCAAAGGAUGCUGAAGCAACCAUUGUUGAUGGAUCAGAGAAGGUAGCAGAAUACUUCAAUCCAGAGGGAUAUGAUUACAAAUUCAAGACCAGCAACACAAUUGAAAAGCAAGAAAAAGCCGAACUCGACAAAGGACUCGUAACUGGAGAAUAUAGCUACGUCAACCCAGAAGAUAACCAAACAAUCCAUGUCACAUACACAGCUGGUGCAGGAAUUGGUUUCUUCCCAAGAUCAUCUGACAUCCCACAAGCCAUCAUUGACUCAAUCGAGCUUAACUUGAAGAACCCACCAGAAGAAAAAGAAACAAAGUAA